UGAUCAGAAAGAAGCUUCGCUGUUAAUAAGCCUCCAGCGUUUGACUUUCAUUCAUGUGCAUGUGUUUACUUGAAGUCUGAACCUCCAGAAACUUCAUUCAUGCUGUUGGUGUUAAAGACACAUAAUACAUUCAUAAGGAACGGUUUGGUGGCCUUGUCCUCAUUUGGACAGAUAAAUGCGUGUCUUUGCUGUCAAAGGGCUCUCUAUCCGGCUCCUGAACCAUGUGAAGACCCUCAGGAUUUAUGAACCCGUUCUGCUCCGCGUCUCCUGCAGCGCCUGCAGCCUGAAGAUCAUCAGAGCGUUUGGGUUCCCUCCGCGGACGCUUUGGGUCGGUGUGACCUUGAUGACUUUGAGCUGGACAUCCAGCAAGGAAGUGGUUGUCUCUCACACAUUCAGCAGUUCGUGUUAAACAUGUAACCAGGAAAGAAGCACUAAAACUCAUCUGAACACACAUCGAGAGCUUCAGAAGAACUGAAUCUACUAACAACAGAGAAUCAUUGAAUAAGAGAGAAGAAUGAAGAUCAUCUGGACUUUCACUCUGCUGAUGAUUCCUGGUGUGUUGAGCUCCAUCAGUGUGACGGGAUAUUCAGGAGGAGGAGUCAGGAUCAGGUGCAGAUAUGAUAGAAAAUAUACAGAAAAUGCAAAGUAUUUUUGUAGAGGACAGCAGUGCACAGAGCUAAUCAGGACUAAUACUAAAAACGAAUGGGUUGACUCUGGAAGAUUCUCUCUGUAUGACAACACAACAGCAGCAGUUUUCACUGUGACCAUCAGAGAUCUGAGUGAAGGGGAUUCUGGGACGUACUACUGUGGAACUGAUGUCUCUUGGGAUAUAGAUUCAUACACUGAAGUGAAUCUGAAGGUUAUAACAGCUGAUUGUUGUGAGAAGAGCAUCAGUCUCUCAGCUGCUGCAGGAGGAUCUGUGAACAUCAGCUGCAAAUACCCACAAUCCCACAGGACUGAUGUGAAGUUUGUCUGCAGGAGAUCUGGAUCUGAUCUCUGUGCUGAAGAGACGUCUGUGAAGGAGAGCAGAACAUGGACCGCUGCGGGACAGAUCCAGCUGUAUGAUGACAGAGAGCAGCAGCUCCUGACGGGAUCCAUCAGUCAUGUGACUCGACAACAUUCAGCUGAAUACUGGUGUGGAGUUCAGUCUGAUGAAGGACACAAGAGCUUCAUCACACGAGUCCUCAUCAGCGUUACAGAAACAACUGUAGCACCACCAUCAUCAUCAUCAUCAACAACAUCAACACCACCAUCAUCAUCAUCAUCAUCAUCUUCAUCAUCUGCUUCUUCUGUCUCAUCAGUCACAUCUCCUCUGAUCACAACAGUUUCCAAAGAAUCUUCAUCAGCAGGUUUAUCUCUGAUCAUUUCUCUGGUUCUGGUUCUUCUGCUUCUGAUCAUCGUUUGUCUCUUAGUACUGUUUUUUUCCUGUAAGAAGCAUCAGUCUCAAGGCGGUAAAUCGUCAUCUCAGGCUGGAGCAGCAAAACAUGGAGUGGUUUCUAACACUGGUUGUGAUUAUGAGGAGAUUACCCACAAACAAUUACCCACAAACCCCUCUGAUUCUUCUAACACCGUUUAUGCAACUGCUCAAUUACCCACAAACCCCUCUGAUUCUUCUAACACCGUUUAUGCCACUGCUCAAUUACCCACAAACCCCUCUGAUUCUUCUAACACCGUUUAUGCCACUGCUCAAUUACCCACAAACCCCUCUGAUUCUUCUAACACCGUUUAUGCCACUGCUCAAUUACCCACAAACCCCUCUGAUUCUUCUAACACUGUUUACACUACAGCUCAGAAAGCCACUGGUGACUCUCAGAUCUUGAUCACAUCUGCUGAGGAUCUGAAUUACAGCGUGGUGAAUUUCCACAAGAAAGCAGACUGUCCUGACAGUGUCAGAUUGAGGAAUAAUUAGGAUUACAGUGAAUACGCGGCUGUCAAUCAUCUCACUGCCUGACGAGCCACAGCAGAGGAUGUCAAUGAACUAAAAGAUUUUUGCAUUUUUGUUAUUUUUGUGGUUUACCCUUGAGUUUUUGGUCAGUGUUUGAUGUAAAUAAGUACUGAAUAUUAAAGCAGAAUAUGCAGCUGUGAUCAGUUAGUUUGGUUAACGUUAAACUACACGCCUGGUCACCAGCGGUUCUUAUGAAACUUUUAUUAAGUCUCAGUGUAUAAAAGCUCACAAACUUUUACACAUGCAGCAAUUACUGCUUUUUUCUCAGUGCUCAUUUUAAAAGCUUGAUAACUUAGAAAAGAAAUGUUAAUAUGUAAUAUUUAACAUACAAAUAUGAUAUGAAUGGACUAUGGAAAGCUAAAGUGAUCAAAAAGCAGAACUUCUGUCCUCUGACUGACGUGAAGUGUGAGAGGGAGAAGUUAUUUUGGUUAAAGAUUACCAGAGUACAUGAAUUUAUAAAUAAUGAUGUUCACAGAGAAAUCGUUUAUAAAAAAUACUGCAAUGUUCCAAAAAAAAAAAAAAAGAACAGAGAAGUUUUAUAUCACAGCUAUUGUAAUCAAUCAGGAAUGUGCUUAUUUGAUCACCACGGUAACCGCUGCUGUUUACAGUCACUGUCAAUUUACAGUCUUUAAGAUUCUAGUCUGAAUAACAAUUCUAGAUCUAUAUUUUUGUAUAAAUCUCUCAAGUAAUGCUUUGAAAACAAAGUUUAACUUUCACAUGUUCAUGAGUCUUGCAUGUUUAUGUGAACGUAUUAUCAUCACUUCUCUUUUAUUAUUAUCUCUCUCUCUCUCAGAGGAAGUGGGUGUCUCUCUCUCACAUUUAGCAGUUCAUGUUAAACAUGUAAUCAGGAAAGAAGCACUAAAACUCAUCUGACCCGGAUGACGCGCUCUGUGCGUUCUAUGGCGCCAGUCUAAACAUUGCGUGCAGAGCGCCGUCGCCCGAAGCUGGUCCUCGAGCGGAUUUCGCCGCCUUUGUGGAGUGGACACUGGCGAGUGCCAAUCCGGACCCAGUGCCCAGCCCACCAUCUCCCUGCUGUGCGGAGAUAAAGCCCAAGCCCACCGAUGAUGGAGAGCCCAUUACCACCGCGAUCAAUGAGCCAGCGCAAUGCCGAGUGACUGAGUAAAGGAUCGCCCCGGAAGCAGAGCCCAACCUAUCAGACCAGGUGCGUAAGCCGGCUACAACGCCCAUCGCGAGGGAGAAAGAGUGGUGGUGAGCUGAGUAUGGCGCGGCCACUGUGCCACACCGAAGAUGAGAGGGCUCCCGUUCCAGAGCUAACCCCAAAAAAGGCUCCCGUUCCUGAGUUCAGGCCUGAGAGCCCGGAGGCUCACAAAUGGCCGUCCUCCCACCUGCGCCUGCCUCCUCUUCCGCUGUCGUCUGUAAGCCCCUUUGCUUGCCCUCAGCCCACCAUCUGUAUGGUGCGAGCUCCGCGGGUCUGCCAUCCUCCAUCGUCGCCGUGGCUAGAGAAUCCCUCACCUCCGCCUCCAGCCUCCUCGGCCCGGACUCUGCCUCAGCCUGUUGACCCAGUGGCUCCCUCGUCCCUCCGGCUCCGGCUCCGGCUCCGGCUCCAGCUCCGGCUCCGCCUUGAUGAGGUGUCGACCCGCCAUUGCCUCGGGACUCCGCUCCUAUGGUUUCACCUUGUCGCUCUGUCCCACCGGCUCCGUUGUGUUCCUUCCUCCUGCCAGCUCCACCAUGGUCCUCAUUAGGGUUGGGAAUCGAAAAUCGGCUACUUGUUGUCAAAUUAAAAUUUCGAGAUUCCUAUGCACUUUUUUUCUUUAUCUGUGAGGACCCGACCUAGCGAUCUGCCAGGAUUUUGCUCGCUAAUCUAAGCGUGCCAAAAUUUGGCUACAUUUGCGAUCAGAAGCCAAAAAAGCUAAGUAUAAUAUCUGUGAUAGCUAAACAUGUUGCAAGAGAGGUGUCACCACCAACAUGACAAAGCACUUUAAUAUAAUAGAUCAUUAAACAUUGCGAACACGAUUCAAACACCAGCUUGAUUCUUUUCCUAAAUUACAAUGAUUCAUCUGUAUCAUUCCUCAAUCUUUGUCGUGUGCGAUCAAUGUGAUCACUUGGUUCGUCUGUGCAGCGUACGAUCACACCAGUGUGAUUUGAACAUUUAAAUCUGCGUUCUGCGUUUCUGUGUUACAAACAUUCAAAUCACAGAAGUACUGGGAUAAAAGUACUUAUAAACAGUGUUGGGCAGUAACUAGUUACUGGUAACUUAGUUACUGUAAUAAUAUUACUUUUUACAGUAACUAGUAGCGUAACUAAUUACUAAUAUGAUUUCAGUAAUAAUAUUACAGUUCCAUAAAACAGCUAAGUUACUUAAUUACUUUUGAUGCCUCAACCCCGCUGAUUUAAAAUCCAACAAUCCAAUAAUUCCUAGAUUUAUUUUCAUAAUUUUCAUGACUCGCACAUGCAUGUGAUGUCCCCAGUGCAGCAGGUAAGCUUGGAAUAUGGAAAAGCUUACAUUCAGCAGAUAGAAAUAUUGCAUUAUAUUGAUUUUGUCAUGAAAAAAGAUGAUCUGGACACUGUUGUGUAAGUUGUGGCUAUUUACUCUGGCAUUACAUCCCACCCACAUCCCUCUGAUCAGCAUCUGGUACAUUAUAUUACUAUAAAUAAAAAUCUUUUUGGAAAAUUAAACAGUUUCUUACAAACUUAUGUGAUUUGAUAAAAUACAUAAUAGGCAGACACACUCUGUCAGUUUAAAUCUAGAUUAAAGACCCAUCUCUUUAGCCUGGCUUACACAUAACACAUUAAUACGCUUCUAUUAUUCAAAUCCGUUAAAGGAUUGUUAGGCUGCAUUAAUUAGAUCAACCGGAACCGGGAACACUCCCCAUAACACACGAUGUACUCGUUACAUCGUAAGUUGAAUGGCAUCUACGCUAAUAUUUGUCUGUUUCUUUCCUAUUCUGUUUCUCAGUCCGUAUCCGAUCAGAUGGUGGAUCAGCACCAAGAGAUGAUGUCUACAGCCCUGAUCGUCAGCGGAGACCAGGACACCCAGAUGACCCCCAGAGAUAUAUCCCCAGAUAUAUCAACCAAAAAUAACAAAAUAACUAAAAUAUAAUAAAAUACCUAACUACAUAAUACUACUAUUGUUAGAAAUUGCAACAAAAUUAAAAUAGAAAUAUCAACUUUUGAACUGCGGGUUUCGUCUGGUCAGAGGAGAUCUGACCCCCGGCUGAGCCUGGUUUCUCCCAAGGGUUUUUUUUCUCCAUUCUGUCUCAGAGGGAGUUUUGGUUCCUUGCCGCUGUCACCUCUGGCUUGCUCAGUUGGGGACACUUAAUUUCUAGCGAUUAUCGCCGAUUUGAUUGCACAGAUACUAUUUAAACUAAACUGAGCUAGACAAUGACAUCUCUGAAUUCAAUAAUGAAAUGCCUUUAACUGAAAAUUGAAAAUUGAGUGUUUAAUCUUAUCAUUAUACAUUACUGACACUCUAUCCUCCAAUUUGAUACUGUUAAGUGCUUUGACACAAUCUGUAUUGUAAAAGCGCUAUAUAAAUAAAGGUGACUUGACUUGACUUGACAUAAUGAAAUAUAAUUGUAUAUCUGUAGCGGAGAUAUUACAAUUAGCUUCAAGCUACACAUGACAAUUAAUGAGGUAAAUACAACACUUUUACUUGAAUGUCACUAUCAGUCACCGCUGAGUGUUUGUAAUAACUUCUGACUGCGAUCCAAUGUUGAUUUUGGUCAAAUGAUGAGGCAGAAAUAUGUUGUUAAUAACAUUCUAGAAGAAUUUUAUGUGGAAGAUACACAGUUACAACUUCUGUGGGGCGUGAAGAAAAAGUAAUGUAACUAGUGUAACUAAUUACUGGUGCCAGAAAGUAAUAAGUAAAGUAACAAUAUUACUUUUGAAAGGACUAACUAGUAAUGAGUAAUAUCUUACAUUCUUUCAGUAACUAGCCCAACACUACUUAUAAACUAUAUAAACUCUGAUAUGUACAGUAGCAAUUAAAAUAGAGUAAAUCACCUUUUGAAAGUAAUUUGACACUUCAAAUGAAGAUUUAUCGAUUACAUUGUUACGCCAGUAGGUGGCAAAAAGGGGCUGUUAAAAUGUAUUUGUCUUUUAAACAUACAAGAGAUUCGUUCAAGAACGCUGAUUCAUCCAGUAAUGGAACAAGUACAUCUUGAGUGAGUCAUUGACUCAUUCAUUCAUGUGAUUUUGUUUAGUUGUCUGUUUUUUCUUCAGAAUCAUGAGAGAACCACAACUUCUGAUGAAAAAAAAACACAAUUUAUCCUGAAUCAUGCAGUACUCUUUUGCACACAAACAGCUCUUAAAGAGUCCAGUUUUUAUGUAGCCUGUUGAUUAUUUUUUCAUGGUAUUCAGCUCCAAUAAAUGGUUUGCAAAAAAGAGACACAGGCGAUGUUUGAUAUCAUUAUUUAAUCACAUUGGAAGCGAAACUGGGAAUCGAAAAGAAUUGGAAUCGAUAAGCAGAAUCAGAAUUGGAAUUGAUCAAAUUCAAACAAUACCCAACCCUAGUCCUCAUUCACUCUGGCUCCGCCGUGGAUUUCUGCCUCGGUCGCCAGAGCCCUCAGCUCCACCCUGACCCCCGGAUCUUCGGCAUCCCCCUGGCUCAUUGGCUCUCCAUCUCCACCUCGGGCUCCUCCCCCUGGAGUUGGUGGCCAUUCUUUCUCCAUGGCUCCUCCCUCCUCCUGCUCCACCGUGGGCUGCGGCCUGGGUCCAGCUGUGCUCCUCCUGCUCCAAACCCCUCAUCUCCUCCAUGGCUCCUCCCUCCUUCGUCACCUCCCUGGUCUCUGUCUGCUGGCCCCCUCUAGGGUGUCCGUCCUCCUCUUGAGCCUCCUCCCAAGUUCCCACCCAUCCCUCCUUUUGUUGUUCCUCGGCGCGAGGACGCGCCUUCUGGGAGGGGGCCAAAUGUCAGGAUUGGACUGCCUUCAUUGUGUUUUGGUCCCUGUGAAUCAGUUUCUCCCUCAUGUGCCCUUAUUUGGUCGUUCCUGUCCUCGUUGUCUCAUUAUUAGUUGAUUCCCCGCCACCUGUCUGUCCCUCGUUAAGUUUAGUAUAUAAUGUGUAGUCUGCCUCAUGUUUCCCUGUCGGGUUUUAAACUUCAUCUCCCAGGGCUACGUGUGUGUU
Molecule: messenger RNA, 7027 nt
Organism: Onychostoma macrolepis
Lineage: Eukaryota; Metazoa; Chordata; Actinopteri; Cypriniformes; Cyprinidae
Exons: 8
Coding region: 515-1909 (464 amino acids)
Cellular component (GO): plasma membrane
Molecular function (GO): transmembrane signaling receptor activity
Source: RefSeq, a predicted model, not a curated record